Messenger RNA from Drosophila gunungcola (fruit fly), 1452 nucleotides. Its product is annotated as RNA-binding protein 7. Gene Ontology annotation, cellular component: nucleus. The transcript is spliced from 2 exons. The record is from RefSeq and is a predicted model, not a curated record. Gene Ontology annotation, biological process: regulation of alternative mRNA splicing, via spliceosome. The coding region runs from base 453 to 1184 and encodes 243 amino acids. Lineage: Eukaryota; Metazoa; Arthropoda; Insecta; Diptera; Drosophilidae. Gene Ontology annotation, molecular function: single-stranded RNA binding.
UGCAAAGCUAGUACUACAAUCAGAAGCGGCACUGACGGCGACGACAACAAUCGGAAACAUCAGCAGGCGGGACGUCUAAUUAAAAUGUCUCCGUUAUCAGCGAUACUAAUGCACCGCAAAGACAAUUUUAAUUUCACCUCAUUGCUCUAAUAGUUUUGCCUUGCGCGAAAGUUUAAAGUCUCCUUACUCACCACUCGGAACCGGUUCUCCGAAUCAGAAACUCAUCUCUACCAGCUCAAUUAAACGUUUUGCAACACUGUAAUUCUAUCGUGACUAUUGCCGAGAGAUGGGCAAACAUCGAUGAAACCGAUACUUUGAAAACAUCGCUGAAACCGAUGUUUAGAAAACAUCGAUGACAUCGAUAUUGACAUCGACGUUUAUUCCCCUCUACUAUUGCCCAGCUCUAGCUGCAAAACAAGCAAAUCGGGGAACUUGUCUAUUUCUGAAGAAAAAUGGACUUGCAGGUGUUAAUGCAUCAGAUGUACAGUGGUGCGGCGGCCAUGCCGAUGAUGAUGCCGGCCCCGCACCUGAAUGGCUACGGAUACGGCAUAGCCCAUGGACAACAGCAGCCUUUUUGUCCGUUUCCCCUCAACGGAAGCAGCGUCGACCAGGUUGAGGACAAACUGGCGGACGAAGAAGAGGAGGAGGAUGAGGAGCAGCGGACGCUUUUCUGCGGCAAUCUCGACGAGCGCGUCACAGAGGAGAUCCUUUACGAGGUCUUCCUGCAAGCCGGUCCCAUCGAGUUUGUGCGGAUACCCUCGGACAACACGGGGCGGCAGAGGAACUUUGGGUUUGUUACCUACCAGCGCCUGUGCGCCGUGCCCUUUGCUUUGGACCUCUACCUGGGCUUGGAGUUGUUCAACAAGAAAUUGACCAUCAAGCAGCAGGGCGCCGACAAAGCCAAGCAAUCGCCAUCGUUCAACCAUAGUCGCCUACGCAACCCGUUUAUGCUGGAGUCUCCAUCUCAAGUGUCGCCCCCGCACCACUCACGGCACAGUUUGCAUGGCGCAAGGCCCUACGACCGCAAUCCGUUUGGGAACAACGGGGACCAGCGGCGACGCAGCGACAGCUCCGUAAUGGAACGCAGCCGGCCAAGGAUGCAGCCACAGCAGCACCACCAGCACAUGCAGGGCGGGAGCAGAAGGUCGGACCAACGACACAACAACAAACGCCGAUUACUUUAAUUUUUGAAAAUGCUUUUAACUAGCCUUUAAAUAUAUCGUAGGAGUAAAGUUAAGAUCACAAAAGAAUCCUAAAAUUCUUGUACCCCCAAUGUCUAAGACACCGCCCACCUCCUAGUGGCUGUGCACUGGCUAUCGGCACAUAAGACUAGGAGUAAAGAAGCAGGUCAAUGUUCGCUUGUUCCCUACUUACUAAUUCAACAAAACCCAAAUUGCAUCAAACGCAAUCCAUACGGAAACAACAGAAUUCAUCUCCUUCAGGAAGGUCGAU